GCCCACAGCAGCUGUGGAUGUCACUGUGGUGAGCAAACAGAAGAAAAGGAGAAACACAGCAGAAACACACACACAAAUCUGAAGACCUAAAGCACAACCAAAAUCUUCGUGCAAAACAUUACAAUACAACAACAAUAACAACAAGUGUGCAACGCUAAAAAAAACAAUCAAAUAUAACCAGAAGUGCAGCAUAGUGAUGCGUACCUGUCGCCGUCGUCGUCGAGUGUGAUCCGAGUGUGAGUGCAUAAUUUACAGUUUGGCCUUCCUUCCCCUGCGCGCAACACCAACAACAAAGGCAUCGUGAACGACUCACACGCUUACGCACACACACAUACUCACGCGCAGCACACACAGACGCGCGCACGCACGCAUACUAAGCCAAAAGAGCCAUAGACGUUGUGUAUGUGUAUGUCUGUCUAUAUAUACACGGAUGUACAUAUGCGCAUAGAUUGCGAUAUUUGCGAUUGUGUUUUGUCACCAAUUAACAAUAACAAUAACAACUACAACGACAACGACAACAACAAGUAAAUAACAACAAAAUUUGAAAUGGGCCUGCUACUAUCGCGUUUAUGGCGCAUGUUUGGCAACGAGGAGCACAAACUGGUAAUGGUUGGCCUCGACAAUGCGGGCAAAACAACAAUACUCUAUCAGUUUCUGAUGAACGAAGUGGUCCACACGAGUCCAACGAUUGGCUCCAAUGUCGAGGAGGUCGUCUGGCGGAAUAUUCACUUUCUUGUCUGGGAUUUGGGUGGACAGCAGAGUUUGCGGGCGGCAUGGAGCACUUACUAUACGAAUACAGAGCUGGUCAUUAUGGUGAUCGAUUCAACGGAUCGGGAACGUUUGGCUGUCACACGGGAGGAACUGUAUCGCAUGCUGCAGCAUGAGGAUUUGAGUAAGGCAAGUCUGUUGGUGUAUGCCAAUAAGCAGGAUCUCAAGGGUGCUAUGUCGGCGGCGGAAAUCUCAAGGCAAUUGGAUCUGACGUCGAUUAAGAAGCAUCAGUGGCACAUACAGGCGUGUUGUGCGCUAACCGGCGAGGGAUUGUAUCAGGGACUCGAAUGGGUUGCACAGCGCAUUAAAAACAAAUGACACGUCACGUCGUCGUGACGGACGGACAUCGAACGGAUGCACCGAGCAGGGGGCCUAGCUUAUAGUGUUAAUCAUUUAAUUUAGACAAAUAAAUCAAUUUUUAUAUAUGUAUACUAAAAAACUAAACUAAACUAUGUAAAGACAUCAGCUCUAAUUAUAAUGUGAAAUCUGAUAGUGUUUGUUAAAAACGAAAUCAUCUUGUUUGUUGCAAAGAGCAAAGCAAGGCAAAAGCCAAAAUCAACUUUUGAAAAUCAGUGCUUUAGUUUUUAAACUCCCACACACGCAUCGCCCUCAAAACAAAACAAAAAACAUAAAUCAUUGUUUAAUUAAGCUAUGCUAAUUUGUAAGAUGGAAUCAGCCAAUUAAAUACUUCCAAUAAAUUUAUAAAAUAAACAAGUUUAUUUCCCAAA
Drosophila grimshawi is the source of this 1496-nucleotide messenger RNA. RefSeq names its product ADP-ribosylation factor-like protein 5A (gene Arl5). The record is from RefSeq and is a predicted model, not a curated record. The transcript has a single exon. Gene Ontology annotation, molecular function: GTPase activity; GTP binding. Gene Ontology annotation, cellular component: trans-Golgi network; cytoplasm. The coding region runs from base 547 to 1086 and encodes 179 amino acids. Lineage: Eukaryota; Metazoa; Arthropoda; Insecta; Diptera; Drosophilidae. Gene Ontology annotation, biological process: protein localization to Golgi membrane; vesicle-mediated transport; intracellular protein transport.